AGAGGAAGAGUUCCUGGGGAGUGCUGAAGAAGUAGCAACUUUUGGUCAAACCAUGUUUGCUGUGGCAGACACCCUCGAAAUCAGUGAUCCAAAGCCCAAGAAGAGAAAUGGGGGGAACUGCCUCAUGGCGAUAGUGGUCAUCUACCUGAUUCUGCUGUCAGCAGGUGCUGUGUUGCUGGUGGUCCAAGUUCUGAAUCUGCAGAAGCGGGUCCAAGCCCUGGAAAUGUACCUCCCUAAUGGAACACUGGCCGCCGAGGACAACCCAUCCUUCUCCUUGCUGCAGUCUUCCCACCCCAGAAAAUACCUGACUCCAGGCUCAUCGGGGCUGCCAGUUCUGCAAGCCCAGCUCAGCCAUCUCCGUGUCAACCAGGAGCACCUUCUUCAGUGGUUGGACAACUUCACGCAGAACCCAGAGCUGUUCAGGAUCAAAGGUGAACGAGGCACUCCAGGUCUUCCAGGUCAGAAAGGGGCCCCAGGUGUUCCUGGCAUCCCUGGCCUGCCAGGGCCACCUGCUCAGAAGGGAGCCAAGGGGGCCUCGGGACAUGAUGGAAACCCAGGUGUCCCAGGACCCCAGGGCCCACCAGGCAUCAAGGGAGAGGCAGGCCUCCAAGGACCCACCGGUGCACCAGGGAAGCCAGGAGCUACGGGUUCCCCUGGACCCCAAGGCGAGAAGGGCAGUAAAGGCAACAAGGGUCUCAUGGGCUACAAAGGAGAGACUGGUGCUAAGGGGAACAAGGGAGAUGCAGGUCUCCCAGGAAGCAAAGGAGAUAUGGGCAUGAAAGGAGACACAGGGGUCAUGGGGCCCCCUGGAGCCCAGGGGAGUAAAGGUGACUCAGGGCAGCAAGGCCCGCCAGGCUUGGUUGGACUUACUGGAGCCAAAGGCAAUCAAGGACAACCUGGAGUGCCAGGUGUUCCAGGCCCUCCAGGUGCAGUGGGACCCUCAGGUGCCAAGGGUGAGCGUGGCAGCGCUGGCCCUGCUGGACUAACAGGUGAGGUCCUGCCAGGGAGUCCUGGGAGUCCAGGAGCCACGGGCUUGAAAGGAAGCAAGGGAGACACAGGAAUUCAAGGACAAAAAGGAACAAAAGGAGAAUCAGGAGUCCCAGGCCCUGCAGGCAUAAAAGGAGAAAAGGGAAGCCCUGGACCAGCUGGCCUCAAAGGAGCUCUUGGACCAGCUGGCCCUAAAGGGGACCCAGGACAGAAAGGAUCUUCUGGGCAGGAAGGAGCAAAGGGAGAAAAAGGUCAAAAAGGCACAUCCUUUGCCAGUGCUAGGAUCGUUGGCGGCAGCACCCGAGGCCGGGCUGAAGUUUUCUAUAAUGAUGUCUGGGGGACAAUUUGUGAUGAUGGCUGGGACAAUUCUGAUGCCACCGUCUUCUGCCGCAUGCUGGGUUUCUCCAGGGGAAAAGCCAUUAGCAAUUAUGGAGGUGGCACUGGCAAGAUCUGGCUAGAUGAUGUUGCAUGUCAAGGGACAGAGUGGUCACUAUGGAGCUGCAGCAAGAGUAGCUGGGGCUCUCACAACUGCAACCACAGUGAGGAUGCAGGUGUGGAGUGUAGUUGA
Messenger RNA from Castor canadensis (American beaver), 1555 nucleotides. The record is from RefSeq and is a predicted model, not a curated record. Lineage: Eukaryota; Metazoa; Chordata; Mammalia; Rodentia; Castoridae.